Messenger RNA from Helobdella robusta, 309 nucleotides. RefSeq lists its product as hypothetical. The annotation marks the transcript as partial. The record is from RefSeq and is a predicted model, not a curated record. Gene Ontology annotation, biological process: positive regulation of transcription by RNA polymerase II; transcription by RNA polymerase II; negative regulation of transcription by RNA polymerase II. Gene Ontology annotation, cellular component: nucleus; negative cofactor 2 complex. Lineage: Eukaryota; Metazoa; Annelida; Clitellata; Rhynchobdellida; Glossiphoniidae. The transcript has a single exon. Gene Ontology annotation, molecular function: transcription coactivator activity; core promoter sequence-specific DNA binding; RNA polymerase II general transcription initiation factor activity.
AUGCCCAUCAAGAAAAAGAAGUACAGUUCCAGGUUUCCACCUACCAGGGUAAAGAAGAUAAUACAAAAAGAUGAGGAAAUUGGAAAAGUCGCUGCAGCUGUCCCUGUUAUCAUUUCACGAACUUUGGAGCUAUUUAUAGAAUCAUUGAUCAAGAAGACAAAUGAUUUGGUGAUUUCAAAGAAUGCAAAAACCCUGACACCGCAACACAUUAAAGAGACGGUGCUGCAAGACACAAAAUUCAAAUUUCUAUCGGAGCUCGUGUCCUCGAUUCCAGAUAUCCAACCGAAAGAAGAUGACAGUCGACAGGAA